Haemonchus placei is the source of this 294-nucleotide messenger RNA. NCBI's taxonomy places the organism in Eukaryota, Metazoa, Nematoda, Chromadorea, Rhabditida, Trichostrongylidae. The record is from the annotation of a GenBank genome assembly.
AUGAACCAGGAAAGAUCAAAGUGCUCUCGCUUCGAUUUAAUCCAUGUUGACUAUAAAUGUCGGGAUGAGUUGGGAGUUUCAGGUGGCCAUCGAGAUGAUGCACCAUUUGCGGGCACACUUGCUGCAACUUCAUCUAUCAAGCUAAACGCUCAGACUUUAAAACCAAUUUUUGCACAUGUGGUUUGGUUGGUUUUUUUCGCUUUUUUUCCUACAGUGCAACAGGGCUGGCAUGUGAUAAAGAGUGCAGGGAGGGAUGCAUGGACAUUGCAAUUCUCUGAGUGUGGUAAUCGUUAG